Amphibalanus amphitrite is the source of this 3018-nucleotide messenger RNA. Its product is annotated as ras-related protein Rab-32-like. Gene Ontology annotation, molecular function: GTP binding; GTPase activity. Gene Ontology annotation, cellular component: late endosome; Golgi apparatus; trans-Golgi network. The coding region runs from base 1699 to 2412 and encodes 237 amino acids. Gene Ontology annotation, biological process: phagosome-lysosome fusion; endosome to lysosome transport. The record is from RefSeq and is a predicted model, not a curated record. Lineage: Eukaryota; Metazoa; Arthropoda; Thecostraca; Balanomorpha; Balanidae. The transcript is spliced from 5 exons.
CUAUGAUGCUAGGGGAGCGGCUGCAGGCUGGCGUAGCGCGUGCGGCCUUACGGUGGUUGGGUGAACGUGCCACCUUCUGCUGUGGGGUGGGUGGGAUGGGGGAGGUCCUCCUUGACCCCGUGCCGGCCCCGCCACCUGUGCUGCGCCAUCUUUGGGCUGGCGACGGUGUGGAAGCGCGUACCUUCCGUCAGUUUUCCAGGCAUCUGAAGUCUGAACUCGGCGCUGGCCCUGUCGUCGAUGUCUGCGCGUGAGCCGUGACGGGUGCCACAGCCUGCUGGCACCGGCGGGUACGUGCCGUGUACAUGUGGUGCGGACUGCGGGACCGACUUGAACCACUCGAAGCCAACGGAGACCAGCCACCCUCAUUCGCUCAGAUUUAUGUGAACGACCCACGAGCCGAAAUACUGAUGCCGAGGACCACGCACGCAUUGUGGCAUCACAUAGAGAACACCUAUUACAUCCGGGAACGACUCCGAUCGGCCAUUUUCGGGAAAUUUGCCGUCCGCGGUGAAUAUUCCUGGGAAUAUGCUCUGAACGUAUCAACCGAAUUUGAUGUUAGUGCCGGACCCGUGGACUCGGAACUGCGUCACUAAUGCCUGUUCAUAAAUGUAGCGCGGCGUGAGCCAUCCAUGGACUGCGUGUUUCUUUUUUCCAACCAAAGGUAAGCACUAUACCUGAAGAUGCUUCUUUGUAACCAAACCAAACAAAAACUAACAACCUAACCUAACCUAACUUGACCUAACCUACAGCCUACAAACCUACAACGCGCCAAAAAUUUCAGCCGCCGGCGGGAUUCGAACCUUCGGUCCUCUGAACACGGGGCGAUUGCGCUAACCAACCACUUCACCUCGCAGACAGCUGGCCGGAUAAAGGUAUUGUAAGUCACUUGACAAUGACGCACUGGGAUAUACUCCGUAUAGCGCCUUCCUUUGAUUGGAAAAAAUAAUUACUUACGCCCGUGGACUAGCCUCUUCAACUCCGUAGCAGUGUCUCCCAAUCUGCGGAAAGUUCAGCUGGUCGCAUGAUAACCGUGGCGAAGUUUUCUGGCUCUGUUUCAACGGCUCCUUCAUAUUCCCUUCAUAUCAGCAUAAGCCAGAUUUAGGCUAACUUGCAAUUAAACGAUCAAAAAUGUUAGCGUAAGUUUCGUUAGGGUAAAUUAAACGGUGUUUUAUUUGGUUAGGCUAAGCCCGAAAAACGCGUAUUGAUGUGCACGUGCGCAGUUCUGUGAAAGACAUCUGAGCUGCUCACUUUCAGGCCUGUAUGAACUAGAGUCGUCUGGGGCGGACCACGGACGUCUCAGUCUUGUUUAAAUACCAGCCCGGUCCGACCAUCGCGUGGACGAAAUUUAUAAACAAGCGUGGUCGCUGUCCAUCACGCAGUGAUCCAGGCCGGGCCGGUUCACUCCGACCAGUGACACGCGGCCGCUGGAAGAAGGCGCCGGCGCAGUGCGGGACGGAGUGCCGGUGUGGACAGACGUGGCCGACCGGCCAGCACAGGACCCCCGGCGGGCGGACCCGGCCUGGCGGCUGAGCAGCUGGAGAGCCUGGCUGACACUGUGUGCCAGGCCGAGUGGACCGGGAGCCUGCGGUGCCGCCGCUCCGAGCGCUGGUGUAGGGUCGGACGGUGCUGAGGUGGUCCUCCAGAGUCCGGCGGCGCUGAGUCCAACGCUGCCCCUCGAGGUGGACCCUGGCGUCAGACAUGGCUGGCGCGAGGAGCAGCGACUUCAAAAACAGGGGGUCCGGCCGCGGCGCGGUCGUGGGCCGGGUCAAACGAAUGGUCAACAGCAGAUGCGAGCACCUGUACAAAAUCCUCAUCAUCGGCGAGCUCGGCACCGGCAAGACGUCCAUCAUACGGCGCUACGUGGGCCAGACCUUCUCCAAGCACUACCGGGCCACCAUAGGCGUGGACUUUGCGCUCAAGGUGCUUCAGUGGGACGCCAACAACAUCGUCCGACUCCAGCUGUGGGACAUCGCAGGCCAGGAGCGGUUCGGCUCUAUGACGCGCAUCUACUACACGGAGGCGGUGGCGGCGUUCAUCGUGUUCGACGUGAACCGGGCGACCACGUUCGACGCCGUGCUCAAAUGGAAGGCCGACCUGGACGACAAGGUGCAGCUGUCCAACGGCGACCCGGUGCCCUGCGUCCUGCUCGGAAACAAGUGUGACCUGCCGAAGGAGGGUCUGGCGUCCAGCCCCGAAAAGGUCUCCGAGUGGGCGCGCCAGCGCGGCUUCGUCGGAUCCUACGAGACGUCCGCCAUGGAAAACAAGGGCAUCGACGAGGCCAUGAACUUCAUCGUCAGAAAGAUUUUGACACACGAACAGUGCGGCCAUCUGGUGGGCGGCGGCAGCGACCCCGACGUGGUGACGGUGAGCAGCGGCUCGUCGACAGUCAGCGGCGGCGACUGUGUGUGCUAGUAAGGAGGAAGGAUGGCGACACUCAGCGGCGGCGACUGUGUGUGCUAGUAAGGAGGAAGGAUGGCGACAGUCAGCGCCGGCGACUGUGUGUGCUAGUAAGGAGGAAGGAUGGCGACACUCAGCGCCGGCGACUGCGUCUGCUAGCGGGGAGGAAGGAUGGCGACACUCAGCGGCGGCGACUGUGUGUGCUAGUAAGGAGGAAGGAUGGCGACACUCAGCUCAGCGGCGGCGACUGCGUCUGCUAGCGGGGAGGAGCGGCGCCGGCUGAGCGGCGUACCGCCUGAAACCGCCGAAUACCUGUGCGAAUCUGCGACCUGUUGUGCCUCAUUAAGUCCUACCUGUUUGGACAACACUGUGGAGCUCUUGCUUUGCCACAUGUGUGUGUGUGUGUGUGGGGGGGGGGGGGUAUGUGUAUGUGUGUGUGCAAUAUUUAUGCCUGAUAGGAAACCAGUAUAGACCAUGUCAUGACCUCGUAUGUUCACACAGAUCAAUGACGUUGGAAGCGCUCAUGGUGCCGUGCCAGGAUGGUCUGAACUCUGAACGUCUGUUGUCAGCGAAGCGAACCAUUGGGCUUAUCGAAUAAAAACAAUUCAAGGCGUCAAAUAA